Molecule: messenger RNA, 3741 nt
Organism: Cyprinus carpio (common carp)
Lineage: Eukaryota; Metazoa; Chordata; Actinopteri; Cypriniformes; Cyprinidae
Gene: esf1
Product: ESF1 nucleolar pre-rRNA processing protein
Biological process (GO): rRNA processing
Cellular component (GO): nucleus
Molecular function (GO): RNA binding
Source: RefSeq, a predicted model, not a curated record
UCGCCUCGCCGUAUGCAAAAGAGGGCGUGGCUUCCAAGUGGUAACGGAAGUAGUGAAGCAUCACGGGAAAACAAACACGUGUGGAGCUGCGCUACAUCGCACGGAAACCCAGUAGGUUUUCACAGCUCUCCCAAAUAAUCACCAUGACCUCCAAAAACACCGUAAGCGGUGACGACCGCUUCUCCAAGGUCCAGAAGGACCCUCGCUUCUGGGAGAUGCCCAGCAGAGAACACAAAGUCAAAAUCGACAAGCGUUUCAAGUCCAUGUUUCAUGACGAACGCUUUAAACUGAAGUAUACGGUUGAUAAACGCGGCCGACCCGUCAACCAGACGUCCACCGAGGACCUCAAGCGCUUCUACAAGCUCUCUGACUCCGAGCAGUCAGACGAAGAAGAGGAGACGGAGAAGCCCAAGAAGGGAAAGAGAGUGAAAAAGGCUGCUGAGGAACCUCAAGUUGAGGAUGAGGAUGAGAGCGAUGAAUCUGAAGAGGAGGAAGAAGCCGAGAAGAUCCCGAAGCCAAACGUAGCUAAGAAAACGAAAGAGCCGCUGGUAAAGGGAGUGAGAGUUUUUGAAGAAGAUGAGGAUGAGGAUGCUGGUGUUGAAGAGGAUGAAGAAGAGGAGGGCGUGGAAGAGGGUCCUUCUGAAGAUGAGGAUGAGGAGGCUGAUGAAGAUGACGAGAGCGAGUCUGGGGAAGACAGCGACAGUGGACCCGAUCUGGCCCGAGGGAAGGGUAACAUUGAGACCAGCUCUGAUGAAGAUGAUGAUGAGGAUGAGGAGUUGGAGGACUGUCUUCGUCGUGAGGAAGAGGAGAUCGAGCAUGACUGGGGAGAGAUGUGGAAAGAUGCUCCACGCAGUGAUAACACUUCCCGACGGUUGGCGGUUUGUAACAUGAACUGGGACAGACUGAAAGCUAAAGAUCUUCUGGCUCUCUUCAGUUCGUUUAAACCCAAAGGAGGCGUGGUGCUGUCUGUGACGAUCUAUCCGUCUGAGUUCGGGAAGGAGAGGAUGAGUGCAGAACAGACUCAGGGUCCGCAGGAGCUCACCGGCCUCCCGGAGAACCCUGACGCAGACACAGAAGAGCAAAGGAUCUACCGAGAGAAAGUGCGUGACUAUCAGUUCAAGCGUCUGAGGUAUUACUACGCCGUGGUGGAGUGUGACUCGGUCGAAACCGCAACAAAGAUUUACGAGGAGUGUGACGGCUAUGAGUACGAGAGCAGCUGCUCGACGAUCGACCUGCGGUUCAUCCCUGAUGACGUGACGUUUGACGACGAGCCGAAAGACAGAGCCACUGAUGUGGAUUACAGUUCCUACAAGCCCAAACUCUUCACAUCGACAGCCACCACCACAGCCAAGGUGGAGCUGACGUGGGAUGAAACGGAUCACGACCGGGUCACGGCUCUCUGCAGGAAGUUCAAUAAAGAUGAUCUGCUGGACAUGGACUUCAAGGCUUACCUGGCCUCCUCCAGUGAGGAAGAAGAGGAAGAGGCAGAAGAACAGAUAGACGCUGAGAAGCCCGCUGAGCCUCUUCCUGAGGAGAUAAAGGGCAGUAAAGGAAAGAAGAGUGCAGAGCAGAUCGCUAAAUACAGAGAACUACUGAAGAGCUUUCAGGAGAAGGACAAGGAGAAGGAUGACAGCAUGGAUAUGGAAGUCACAUGGGUACCAGGACUGAAGGAAACAACUGAGAAGCUUGUGAAGAAGAAAAUGGAGGGCAAAGAUCAGCUGACUCCAUGGGAGCAGUACCUGCAGAAGAGAAAGGAGAAAAAGAAAGAGAAAAGGAAAGGAAAGAAGGAAGCGCUGGAGGCGGAGUCUGUGAUCAGUGAUGAUGAACUUCCUGCUGAUGUUGACUUUAAUGACCCCUUCUUCAAAGAGGAGCUCAGCUCGACAGCAUCCCUGAAAAACAAAAAGAACAAGAAGAACAGCAAGAAGGAUGAGGAGAGGACACCAGAAGAACAGGAAGAGCUGGAGAGAAAGAGGGCUGAGAUGGAGCUGCUGAUGGACGACGGUGAAGACGACAAGCACAAACAUUUCAACUACGACAAGAUCGUAGAGCAGCAGAACCUGAGCAAGAAGAAGAGAAAGAAGCUCCUGAAGAGCAACACGCCACUGGAGGAGGACAACUUCCAGGUGGACGUUCAAGACCCGCGUUUCCAGGCUGUGUUCACGUCCCAUCUUUACAACCUGGACCCGUCCGACCCGGCCUACAAGAAAACCAAAGCAACGCAGAGCAUCUUAGAGGAGAAGCAGAGACGCAGAGAGGAGCGACAGCACAGUCAGGAGGAGGCGCUGAAGAGCAGAGCCGCGCAGGAGACACCGUCAUCCUCCACUAAAGCCAUGGACCCCAAUUUAUCACUGCUUAUCAAAUCCAUCAAGAACAAAACUGAACAGUUUCAAGCACGCAAGAAACAAAAGACAAAAUGACUCUGAUAACAAGAGACUCGAGUCUGAAGUGGAUUCAUUGCUGUUUUGUAGAACGGUUGCUUUUCUGGAGUCACUUUGGUGACUAAUUUGAGCUCGGAGACAAAAUGAGAAGUUUUUGAUUAAUAAAUAUCAUACUUUCUCCUAGUUCAGAAUCGAUAAAACAUGUCUGCUUCAGACUUUUGUAAUUGCCCUGCCAUUUUUGGAUGAAAACAUCAAGGGUUUGUUUCCACUGUACACAAAAUCUCAUUGCACUCGAUGAAAUCACAGACUUGGUUCAGACCGGUUUAUUUAUAUCAGUGCUUCCCGAACCCAAACUCUGCAGUAUUUGUCUGUCUCCCUCAUCUAACACACCUGAUUCAACUCAUUCGAUCUUUAGUAGAGAGAAGAGAGAAGAAUUUGACCCGCUGUAUUUUGAGUAUUUAAGGAAACUUUCCAGUGCAAGUUAAAUUCAUUAGAUAUUACAUAUACUUUUGUAAGUAAAAUGUGAAGUGUGGCACAUUUAAUUGGUGCAGAGAUGAGCAUGGGUACGUCUUAAAAUGCUAUUUUGAGUCCAAAGUAUGUCAUUGGUGAAGAUCCAGUAGAUUUUCUAAAUUGAUAGAGAGGAGGUCAAAAAAAAAUAAAAAAUUUUUAGAUAAUUAGUGUUGUUGUGCAAUUCCCUUUUUCUGCUGUGGCAAAAACAGGUUUCUAUUGAUUUAAAGGGAUUGUUCGACCAAAAAUGAAAUUUCUAUUAUCAUUUACUAACCCUCAUGUCGUUCCAAACGUACUUAUAGAACACAAAAUAUCUUACAUUAGUCUUCAAAAUACCUUCUGUGUUCCAAACUUUCAGGUUUGCCUGAAUUUAAGUCGAGAAAAAAUUCUGCUUCCUGUUUGAACAAAGCCAAACAGAUUUAGAUUCAGUGUCACUUUUAAUGAAAAACAGACAUGUGUAAGAUGAAGAGUUAAUGUUAUCUUUAUUCAUGUUAACACAAACGCAGCUCACACAUUCAAAAAAGUCUGUUGGCACUUUCACGGGCACCUCAUUUUCUACACAACAGGCUUCCUCACUCGUGCCAUAUAUCAAAAUACAGCUGUGAAUCAACGAAUGAAUGAAUAAAAACCUCUCACACUUUAAAUUCCAGUGAAUAUGACCAGUGCUCAGAGCAUGUAAAAACAUCUCAACUCAUGGUCCAGGAAUAUAGUGUACAUGUAAGAUCCACUUCACGUCAUUAAACCCAAUCCAGAAAAGGCACAAAUUACAGAGUUAUCCGAGUUAUGUUUGAACUCCAAUCCAGAUCACAAGCAUUUCAGAAGUUAAACCAACGGAAUGAAAUGAUUCUAGAUUGAG